AGCACGCGAAGCUCCUUCUCCUGGCUACGCAAAGCUCUCCUCUGCUCCUGGCUCUGGCUAACUACACGGCAGCGGGAAGAGGGCUGCCGCCUGCUGCUGCUUCUUAUUAGCACAUAAGCAAGCUAGCAGAGCUUGGAAUUAGCAGGGGCACCGAGCAUGUGGAGGCUGAAGGUGGCGCAGGGCGACGACGGCCCGUGGCUGCGGUCGACCAACAACUUUGUUGGACGGGCGGUGUGGGAGUUCGAUCCCGACCACGGCACGCCGGAGGAGCGCGCCGACGUGGAGAGGCUCCGCCGUGAGUUCUCCCAACACCGCUUCCAGAGGAGGGAGUCUUCCGAUCUCCUCAUGCGCAUGCAGGGCACAAAGCAGAACAGAUGUCAACGUGAUCUGCCACGCAUCAAGCUUGAGGAGGAUGACCAAGUCACUGAAGAAAUUGUAUUGAGCUCUUUGAGGCGGGCUCUGGAUCAGUUCUCUUCACUGCAAGCAAGUGAUGGGCACUGGCCUGGUGAUUUCAGCGGGAUCAUGUUCAUCAUGCCUGGUUUGAUAUUUGCCUUGUAUGUCACUGGAUCACUGAAUGCUGUCAUAUCACCAGAACAUCGGCAUGAGAUAUGCCGCUACAUCUACAACCACCAGAACGAAGAUGGUGGAUGGAGCACACUUGUCCUGGGUUCAAGCACCAUGUUUGGCACAUGCUCAAACUACAUCACCCUGAGGCUUCUUGGCGAGGAGCUAUAUGGCAACAACGAUGCGUUGGCUAAAGGGCGGGCUUGGAUUCUAUCCCAUGGUGGUGCAACCUUCAUUCCCCAGUGGGGAAAGAUAUGGCUUUCGGUACUUGGAGUGUUUGAUUGGUCAGGAAAUAAUCCAAUUUUCCCUGAACUAUGGCUCAUUCCUCAGUUUCUUCCAUUUCAUCCAGGGAAAUUUUGGUGCUUAACCCGUAUGGUAUAUCUGCCAAUGGCUUAUCUUUAUGGCAAGAAAUUUGUCGGACCAAUUACACCAACUAUAUUAGCACUAAGAGAGGAGAUAUAUGACACUCCGUACAACAAGAUUGACUGGAGCAACGCUCGUAAUGAAUGCGCAAAGGAGGACCUCAUCUGUCCACGUACACUGUUGCAGAAUGUUGUUUGGACUUCACUUUACAGGUGUGUGGAACCAGUGUUGAGCAGUUGGCCUGUCAACAAGCUGAGGGAGAGAGCUCUAGGAAACCUCAUGGAGCAUAUCCAUUAUGAAGAUGAGAACACACAAUACCUAUGCAUAUGUUCUGUGAACAAGGCUCUAAACAUGAUCUGCUGUUGGGUAGAAGAUCCAAAUUCAGAUGCAUUCAAGCAUCACCUUGCAAGGGUACCAGAUUUCUUGUGGCUUUCAGAAGAUGGCAUGAAGGCACAGGUAUAUGAUGGUUGCCAGAGCUGGGAAACAUCAUUCAUAAUUCAAGCAUUUUGCGGUACAGAUCUUGUCAAUGAGUAUGGUCCAACUAUUCAGAGAGCCUAUGAGUUCAUGAAAAAUUCACAGGUUUUGAGGAACCACCCUGGUGACCAAAGUAAAUGGCAUCGCCAUAGAUCGAAGGGUUCAUGGACACUUUCAUCUGCAGACAAUGGGUGGGCUGUAUCUGACACUACAGGAGAAGCACUUAAGGCUGUACUGUUAGUGGCAAAGAUCUCAAACAAAAAUAACCUUGCUGGGGAUCCAAUAGAAAAACAAAGGUUGCAUGAUGCCAUGGAAAUCAGAAAUGCCAUACUCUGUAACAAAGAUGGUACCUUUUCUACAUAUGAGUGCAAAAGAUCUUCUUCUUGGAUAGAGAUUCUAAAUCCUUGUGAGAGUUUUCCAAACAUGGUUGUCGAUUACCCUUACCCAGAAUGCACUUCCUCAGUGCUCCAAGCUCUGAUACUUUUCCAAGAAUUGUAUCCUGGUUACCGCACAAAAGAGAUAAAAACAUCUAUCAGAAAUGCAGCAACGUUUAUUGAAAGAAGUCAACAAGAAGAUGGUUCAUGGUUAGGCACUUGGGGUGUAUGUUUCACCUAUGGGGCCUUCUUUUCAAUCAAAGGUUUAGUUGAUUAUGGAAGAACGUAUGAGAACAACUCUUUCAUACGGAAAGGAUGCCAUUUUUUAUUGUCAAAGCAACUCACCACUGGUGGAUGGGGAGAAAGCCAUGUCUCUAAUGAAACUCAGGUUUAUGUAAAUAUCAAAGGUGAUCGUGCUCACGCUGUGAAUACUGCUUGGGCAAUGUUGGCUCUAAUUUAUGCUGGACAGAUGGAGCGAGAUCCAACACCAUUACACCGUGCUGCAAAAGAAUUGAUAAAUAUGCAGUUGGAGACAGGAGAGUUCCCACAGCAAGAGCAUGUCGGAUGCUUCAAUUGUUCUCUUUUCUUCAAUUACCCCAACUACCGCAACUUGUUCCCCAUUUGGGCUCUCGGUGAGUAUCAUCGUGGCAUUUGUGGAAAGAAGAGAAAUGAGUCCAAAUGAGCAUAAUAUAAUAUAGUAUGGUGAAAAAUAAAUAGGUUGCACCUCUGAGAAGCAAAAAGGAGAUUUACUUUCAUGUAGUUGUGUAUAACAUGUAUGCAGUGUAUGUUGAAUGUUGUGGGGAUAUAAAUCUAGCAUGACAUUAUAUAUUGUCAUACCUAUCCAUCUCCUUAUAUAACACAGGGUUUGCUUUAUCUUCUA
Messenger RNA from Sorghum bicolor (sorghum), 2655 nucleotides. RefSeq names its product achilleol B synthase. Gene Ontology annotation, molecular function: intramolecular transferase activity. The transcript is spliced from 19 exons. Lineage: Eukaryota; Viridiplantae; Streptophyta; Magnoliopsida; Poales; Poaceae. The record is from RefSeq and is a predicted model, not a curated record. Gene Ontology annotation, biological process: triterpenoid biosynthetic process. The coding region runs from base 157 to 2457 and encodes 766 amino acids. Gene Ontology annotation, cellular component: lipid droplet.